CCACGGGGUGGGCGGAGCCAGCGUACUGCUGCAGCUGUCCAUGAUUGUGUAGUGUGGGAGCCAGUGAGAGUUUGGGUACGUGAGAGAUGCAGCCAUAGUCACGCUACGCCGUCUGACUAGAUACAACCUGCUGGGAUCGUUAUUGCCGCAGCGCAUCACAGCCGACCGAAAGGUGAGCCACGGAGCCUGUGGACGUGAGGCAUCAUGGCAGAGCAUCAGAGGCAACGCUCUCUGUCCACCGCCGGCGAGUCCCUCUACCUUGUGCUGGGAGUGGAGAAGGUGGCCACGCCAGAUGAUAUCAAGAGAUCUUACAGGAAACUGGCGUUGAAGUUCCACCCGGACAAGAACCCGGACAACCCAGAGGCCGCCGAUAAGUUCAAGGAGAUAAACAGCGCUCACGCCAUUCUCAACGACCCCACAAAGCGUAAUAUUUAUGACAAGUAUGGUUCUCUGGGGUUGUAUGUGGCCGAGCAGUUUGGAGAGGAGAAUGUCAACACGUACUUUGUCCUUUCAAGCUGGUGGGCAAAGGCUCUGUUCGUGUUCUGCGGUCUGGCCACUGGCUGCUACUUCUGCUGCUGCCUAUGCUGCUGCUGUAACUGCUGCUGUGGCAAAUGUAAACCACGACCCCGGGAGGGCCAGGAACAGGAAUUUUACGUGUCCCCCGAGGACCUCGAGGCUCAGCUGCAGUCCGACGAGAGAGCAGAGGCUGGGGGUGACCCCAUCAUGCUGCAACCAUCGGCGACAGAGACAACCCAGUUAACAUCGGAUGGGCACCACUCCUAUCACACCGACACCGGCUUCAACUAAACCCCCCCCCCGCCCCCCCGUCAAUCCUGGCCUGCGGUCCUGCCUGCUUCCCCGCUCCACCUCCGUGAGACGCAAGAACGGGCCAAUCCAUCGCUCCGCUUCAGAGAGGGUGGCGUGCGGAGGAGAGGGACUAGUAAGCAUGGCCCACAAAAGGAACUUAUGACGUCGCAUUCCUUCCUUCCCCCCCGAUUGGUCCACAACUUAUUCCCCCCCCACCCCCACCUUCCCCCGGUACAAGACGAAAAGAGAAACAACCUAUGUCUCGUUUUUAUCUCUUCUUUUGUAUUUCUCGGCCUUUAACCGCACAGGUUGCCCCCCCCCCCCCACUUUGCAUCAUGGUGUAGCAUGCACUGUUUAUAAAACAUGGUCUCCAGAUUUUCUUUAGUCUUCUGCAACAUUUUUACUUUGCUCCAAAGACUCAAUUGGUGCAUACGUAUGUGGAAUAUAUUCAAAUGGGCACAGUUCUCGCGAAAGGGGGGGGGGUGAAGUUUGCGUGUUAUUUAAUGCUGAAGGAGAGAUCCGCGGCUCAGAGAGAUGCGCUUGUGUGCCGAGGUGAUCGAUGUCAUUGUUCAACCCUCAAGAACAGAGUUGUCCUUUUUAGUGCAAUUUUCCUCAUCCGAUGGGCGAUGAGAGCUAUAGAUGAGCGCCUGCCGUGGUCGGACCUGCAGCACGUCUUUGGCCCCAUGUUGGUUUGUCUGUGGUGGGCUCCCAUGAGAGUUUAAUCACUCACGAGGUUGUUAAGGCACAGAGCUUUAUUUGCAGACAUUUGUUUCAUAAAUGCCUGCUGGCGUAACAUUCUCGUUAUUAAUUAGUAUUGGCUUUCCGUUCCUCUGCCUCAGCUUUAUUUCAGCUUCCCUUUGCAGGAUAGCGACUACUUUCCUGCAGCACGGAACAGGUCGUCAUGACCGUUAAUGUCAAGGUAAUUUUAAUCUUGGUUAUGUCAGUUUUCAAGGCCGGGUGGAUUCGUUGUAGUGCGUUGAUCUAUUCUCACUCGAACCUAGCGAGCCAUUUUUUAUUUUUUGCUUUUUUUUUGUGAAGUCAGCAGUUACGUCUGAUAGAUGGAAAACAAUUGACAUUGGAUUCAGAAAGUCUCAAACAAAAAAAUUGGUUAAUUGAUAUUUCAAUUAUUUAUUUUUCUUCAGUGGAGUCAAUGUUAUCUUACAUUUGUCCAUAGUUAAGGAUAAACAUUAAGAUUACUCUGAUAAUAUGAUGCUCCUGUUUUCUUUCUUUCUUUCUUUCUUUAUAACAAAGCGUAAUAAAUUCAGGGACGUCACAACUAAUUGAGACUGAAAGAUAUUAAUUUAAUCUGUAUAUUCCAGUUAUUUCUGGUUGCUUAUUGAUAUUGCGCUCAACUCGACCCUGAUGAGAGCCGUCAAUAUGAAGAAGUAACCGAUGUCUAUCAGCAGCUUGUUCAGAGGGAGACAUGUUUUCAACUGAGCUGUCUUGAAUAUGUGAAGUAGUUUACGUGCUGUGGAAAAAGCAAACAUGUUGACCUCUUUUUAGCUGGGUAAUAAAGCUGACCACAGAACAUCGACAAGGGGAACAUUUAAGGUAGUGAAGAAUAUGAUUAACUUCAUGUUGUUAGUCCUUGUGUUUUGAACUGAAGUUUGAUGACAUAUUGUCCUAUGCUGUAAUAGUUUAUCAUUGUUUUUUUUAAUUCCAUGUAGAAUAAGAAGCUCGGCAUAUCAUCUGUGAGCUCUCUGCCACAGGCAGCUCCACGCAAAAUUACACUAGAUUUUUCAUACUACUGAAUUUGCAUAAAUUGUCACAGUUUUGCAAAUGGCCAUAAAUUGCCAUGAACGUCUUUGCCACACAUGUCAGUUUCAUAAAUGCUAAUACUGCGUUUCAAUGGUUUACAUUAGGUGAGCUCCUGUUGCCCGCCCUCUGCUAUUAACGGUAUGGAUGUUGACCUCUGUGGCCCUUGUAUGAUGUUUCCUGUAACCCUUGAUGAAACAUAGAUGUUCCUGUCAUGGCUUUUUCAUAGAGCUACUGAAAGAUGCUACUGUCAAUGUUCUAAGUUGAAUGCACUGUGUGUUUGAAGAAGAAAAAAUAUAUAUAUAUAAUUGAUCAAUGAUCAGGAAAUCACUCCUCAAAAAUAAAUAGUAUGUAUAGUGUAACUAUAGUGAAAUGGUUAUAUGAUGCAUUUUUGGAUUUUUAUUUAUUUCAUACUUUAUGAUGGCUAUAAUUUUAACUGGUAUGGUGUUGUAAUGUGACCAUUCAAUUUAGCAAGGAAUGGUUUAAUGGUUAAGAACGUUUGUACGAACACUUCGCCCAUAUAAAGUAUAAACCUUAACGUUUAUGUUGUAGCAUGGUAACUGUGUGUCUGGAAGAAAACAAGUGGUCAUUGAUCUGAUUUGCUGUCGUUGAAUAAAUGUUCCUGAAAACUUUC
Pungitius pungitius (ninespine stickleback) is the source of this 3196-nucleotide messenger RNA. RefSeq names its product dnaJ homolog subfamily C member 5. Lineage: Eukaryota; Metazoa; Chordata; Actinopteri; Perciformes; Gasterosteidae. The coding region runs from base 205 to 807 and encodes 200 amino acids. Gene Ontology annotation, biological process: regulation of synaptic vesicle cycle. The record is from RefSeq and is a predicted model, not a curated record. Gene Ontology annotation, cellular component: membrane; presynapse; intracellular membrane-bounded organelle. The transcript has 5 exons.